Messenger RNA from Amphiprion ocellaris (clown anemonefish), 1090 nucleotides. It is a transcript of the gene lrata, whose product is annotated as lecithin retinol acyltransferase a. Lineage: Eukaryota; Metazoa; Chordata; Actinopteri; Pomacentridae. The record is from RefSeq and is a predicted model, not a curated record. The coding region runs from base 35 to 712 and encodes 225 amino acids. Gene Ontology annotation, molecular function: phosphatidylcholine-retinol O-acyltransferase activity. Gene Ontology annotation, biological process: retinol metabolic process. The transcript is spliced from 2 exons.
GCACGUUCCAAUAUUUCCCUCUGAGACUCUCACGAUGCUGCAGCUGCUGACGUUCCUGGUGGAGAAGUUCUCUCUUCUCUCCAACUUCAAACUUUUCGAGUCCAGCUGGUUGGACGGUGAGUGUCCCGCGCAGCGCGCUCCAGCGCCGCCGCUCCGGAGAGGAGACCUUCUGGAGGUCCCCAGAACCAUCUUCACUCACUUUGGCAUCUAUUUAGGCGACAAUAAAGUCGCCCACCUGAUCCCUGACAUCCUCCCUGUGUUUACCAACAAUAACAAGCUCAUCAGCUCCGUCAUCACCAACAACAGACUCAUCCUCGGCUGCAUAUACAAGCGCGCCACGGUGCGCGUUGACACUUUGGAGGACUUUGCGUAUGGCUCCAACAUACUGGUUAACCGCAUGGAUAAGAUGAUGAAGACGCAUCCGUUUCCCAACGAGACAGUCGCCAAGAGAGCUGAGAAACUCCUCGGGGCUUUCCCGUACAGUCUGCUGUGGAAUAACUGUGAGCACUUCGGGACUUACUGCAGAUAUGGAACUUCAGCCAGUCGGCAAACAGAAAAGUUGUGUCAGUGCCUGAAGUCCAUCAUCAGAGACCAGCGCAGCGUCAUCGUUUCAUGGCUGCUUGGAAUCGUCUCCAUCGUCUGCUUUGGAAUGGCCCCUUCAACUAUUUUACCCACAGUUCUUGUUCCCUUCACUCUGUGGAUGGCUGGUUAAAAGAAGCCACCUCAAGGAACCUGUAAAGAAACUGAACUUUUACUUGGUACAGAAGACAGACUGGAAACCUCCCCGUAAUACAUGCUCUCUCGUCAUGCAAUUCUGCUUUUUAGUUUUCCUGUCCAGACAGAUUUGACUUUUUUGUGUUGUAACAUGCAUCAAUCAUUUCUUUUUGUAUUCCCAAAAAAGUCUGAGGAAACACACAUCUCUGAUAUAAGAUUACAUUGCUAAUCUAAAUUGUUAUGUUUGAGUUGUCACAAAACUGAGCAGUGAACUAAAUCUAAAACAUGAUGUAAAGAUGCUUAUAGGGGUUAUUUUAUAGUUUGCUAAAUAUGAAGCUGUGAAUAUGACAAUUGCUUAAUAAACAAUUUAUUUUUA